Molecule: messenger RNA, 1290 nt
Organism: Miscanthus lutarioriparius
Lineage: Eukaryota; Viridiplantae; Streptophyta; Magnoliopsida; Poales; Poaceae
Source: the annotation of a GenBank genome assembly
AUGGCCACGCUUCCGAUGGCUCCCCACGCCGCUGCCAUCUCCUCCUUCACCACCCGCCCCCUCUACUCCCCUUCUUCGCGUUCUCACCGCCUCCUCCUCGCCCGCUUCUUCUCCGCCGCGCCGGCGCCGGCCCUGGCGAAAGGGCUGCGAGCGACGGCCUCCGCCGUUGAGGUGGGCGGCGUCAAGAUCGCGCGCGAGGAUGUUGUGAAGGAGGAUGACCCGACAAACAACGUGCCAGACACUAUCUUUUCAAAGAUCGGCCUGCAGCUGCACAGGAGGGAUAACCAUCCCCUUGGGAUCCUGAAGAACACAAUUUAUGAUUACUUUGACAAGAACUUCACUGGACAGUUUGACAAGUUUGAUGACCUUUGCCCCCUUGUUUCUGUCAAGCAGAAUUUUGAUGAUGUCUUGGUCCCUUCUGACCAUGUAAGUCGGAGUUACAAUGACACGUAUUAUGUUGAUGGUCAAACAGUCUUAAGGUGUCAUACCAGUGCUCAUCAAGCUGAGCUGCUAAGGGAUGGGCAUACACACUUUCUUGUAACUGGAGAUGUUUACCGUAGGGAUUCUAUUGAUUCAACUCACUAUCCUGUCUUCCAUCAGAUGGAAGGGUUCUGUGUCUUCUCUCCUGAUGAAUGGUCAGGUUCUGGCAUGGAUGGGACAGCAUAUGCAGCUGCAGAACUCAAGAAAACGCUGGAAGGCUUGGCAAGACAUCUAUUUGGUGCUGUAGAGAUGCGAUGGGUUGACACUUACUUCCCAUUUACCAACCCAUCCUUCGAGCUCGAAAUAUACUUUCAGGAUGAUUGGUUGGAGGUUUUGGGGUGUGGAGUCACCGAGCAGGAAAUUUUGAAAAGAAAUGGCAGGAGAGACCAUGUGGCAUGGGCCUUUGGAUUGGGAUUGGAGCGCCUUGCAAUGGUCCUUUUUGACAUUCCAGAUAUUCGACUCUUCUGGUCGAAUGAUAAACGGUUCACGUCCCAGUUCUCAGAAGGCAAGCUUGGUGUCAAGUUCAAGCCAUUUUCAAAGUUUCCUCCUUGUUACAAGGAUAUGAGUUUCUGGAUCAAUGAUGCAUUUACAGAGAACAACUUAUGUGAGGUUGUCAGAGGAAUUGCUGGCGAUCUUGUUGAGGAGGUAAAACUUAUUGAUAAUUUCACCAACAAGAAAGGCAUGACAAGUCACUGCUACAGAAUAGCCUAUAGGUCAAUGGAACGUUCACUCACAGAUGAGGAGAUUAAUAAUCUUCAGUUGAAUGUCAGGGAAGCUGUGAAAGAUAAAUUGAAAGCAGAGUUGAGAUAG